Messenger RNA from Brassica napus (rape), 1026 nucleotides. RefSeq names its product abscisic acid receptor PYL9. The coding region runs from base 197 to 760 and encodes 187 amino acids. NCBI's taxonomy places the organism in Eukaryota, Viridiplantae, Streptophyta, Magnoliopsida, Brassicales, Brassicaceae. Gene Ontology annotation, biological process: abscisic acid-activated signaling pathway. The record is from RefSeq and is a predicted model, not a curated record. The transcript is spliced from 3 exons. Gene Ontology annotation, molecular function: signaling receptor activity; abscisic acid binding; protein phosphatase inhibitor activity. Gene Ontology annotation, cellular component: nucleus; cytoplasm.
UUGCACCAAACUCUCUGCAACUUGUAACCCCAUCCUUAUCUCAUCAACCUCUUCUUCUUCGUCAAGUCUCUCGAAUCAUCGAGAAUCUUUUUUAUAUUCUCUUUCUUUUGGUGUUAUACAAAGAGAUUCCUAAGAACAUUAAAGAAAAAAAAAACAGAGAACAAUUUUCUAUAAACGAGAAUCAUCUAUAUAAAACAUGAACUCCACGAUAGCUGCGGGAGACGGAGAUGUUUCGGGUGGCGCGGCGGAGUUUAUUCAGAUUAGAUUGAAUCAUAGACACGAUCCUAAGGAGAACCAGUGUUCUUCGGUUCUCGUUAAGCAUAUCAAAGCGCCUGUCCAUCUGGUUUGGUCUCUGGUGAGGAGAUUCGAUCAGCCACAGAUAUACAAGCCUUUUGUCAGCAGGUGUGUAAUGAAAGGUGACGUUGGAAUUGGCUGUGUUCGAGAGGUGAACGUUAGAUCUGGCCUCCCAGCUACUACUAGCACCGAGAGAUUGGAGUUCUUUGACGAUAACGAACACAUUCUUGGUAUCAAAAUCCUGGGUGGUGAUCACAGGCUUAAGAACUACUCAUCAGUGGUUACAGUACACCCAGAGAUACUAGAUGAGAAAGCGGGGACAAUGGUAAUAGAGUCAUUUGUGGUGGAUGUACCAGAAGGGAACACCAAAGACGAGACUUGUUACUUUGUGGAAGCACUUAUACGAUGCAAUCUCAAAUCUCUGUCUAGUGUUUGCGAAAGAAUGGCUGCUCAGAACAUGACAUGACUUAUGGACUGGUACUUAGUGUUCGUCCUCAAAUAGCAACACUGGUAGGCGAAACUGAUCACGUGAAAUACAUGCUCUCUGGAUUAUAGCCAGAGAUUCCUCUAGACUCUAGUACUCAUUUGGGACUGAUUAUGUGUGUGUGGUUGUAUAAAUUAUAAACUGCAGCUCUAUAUUUUUUUAGUCAGGGCAGGAAUGUAGUUUUACCUUUCAGUCAAGUUUCUAUUUGUGAAAUAUAUGGACCACCAAAAAGUGAGUUAGAUUUAAAA